Molecule: messenger RNA, 819 nt
Organism: Paraphaeosphaeria sporulosa
Lineage: Eukaryota; Fungi; Ascomycota; Dothideomycetes; Pleosporales; Didymosphaeriaceae
Exons: 2
Coding region: 1-819 (272 amino acids)
Source: RefSeq, a predicted model, not a curated record
AUGGCGCUCCCCCUCGGUAUCUUCCUCGGCGGCGUAGUCGUCGCAAUUCCGGUCGUGACCGGAGUCGCAGAAGGCGUCGAGCACCAGAAGAAGCAGAAUGAAGAAGCUGCCAACGAGACGCGCAUGACCAAAUUCAAUGCGCUCGUGUCAUGCGACAGCAACGACGAGAUUGCCGACGAAGUCGACCAGGGGAUUCUGGUGAUGCGGCACGGGAAGGUCUGGGUUGUGCCCCGCGAUAAAGAUAACCCUAAGCCUGCGCCCGCGCCCAAGCUGGAUCCUCCACUGCACGCGUUCGCCGGCUUCUACAUCCAGUACCCGGACGAAGACCGCUUUCCGCCCGAGCGAGGCCUCGUGUCCACCAUCCAGGACGACCCUCCCGUGCUCAACUGGAUAUACUGCGACCGCAAGACGUACGAGCUGAAGUAUGGCAACCGCAGCGCCUCCAUAUCCGAGAUUGUCGGCGAGUGGGACUGGACUGAGGACGAAUCUGCGCUGAUGCUGGACGGUUGGGAGGGCUUUGUCGCCAUCGACGAGUGGGACGGCGCUGAAGAGGACAACACAACCGAGUGGGGGCGGGAAGGCUUGCGCUGGGCCCUGUAUUACGACAUCGACGACAACGGUCUCAAGGGCAGGAGGAAGGGUCGCGAUAUGUUUGAGAUUACUCUUCAGAGGAAGCUGCAAAGCGACGAGGACCAGUUGAAGCAGUUGGAGGAGGCCAACAAGAAGAUGCAGGUCAAGACGGCCGGAGACAUGAAGACCCAAUUCACAGCGCCCGCCAGAGAGCUGAGGAGGAAGAACGAGUGGGGUAGGAAAGACUGA